AUGUCUGCCCCCGAAAAGUUCACCGGGUUCCAGUCGCCCAGUGCCGAGAACUGGCUCGACUUUCAAAAGAGGUCGUGGGUGCCCCGGCCGUUCGGGGACCACGACGUGGAUGUCAAGAUUGAGUGCUGCGGCGUGUGCGCCACCGACGUGCACGUCGCACGGCAGGACUGGGGCGAGACGCCCUACCCGGUGGUGCGCGUGGGGGCCAAGGUGACGCUGGCGGGCGUCGGCCAGCGCGUGGGCAUCGGCGCCCAGGUCUACUCGUGUGGUGACUGCAGGCACUGCAAGAACCACAACGAGACGUACUGCAAGGAGCAGGUCUGCACGUAUGGCGCGCCGUACCCUGGCGUCGACCACUACACGACGCAGGGCGGGUACUCGUCUCACGCACGCGUCCAUGAAUACUGGAUCUUCCCCAUCCCCGACAGCAUACCCAGCAGCGACGCCGCUCCGAUGAUGUGUGCCGGCGCCACCGUAUUCAGUCCCCUGAAACGCUUCGGCGCGGGCCCCGGGGCCAAGGUAGGCGUCAUAGGCAUCGGCGGGCUCGGCCACUAUGCCAUACAGUUCGCCAAGGCGCUCGGCGCCGAAGUCUGGGCCAUCUCGCGGUCCCGCGCCAAGGAGGCCGACGCCAAAGACAUGGGCGCCGACGGGUUCCUCGCCACAAGCGAGGAGGGCUGGAACGAGCCGCACAGGAUGACCUUCAACCUGAUCAUCUGCACGGCGAGCUCGUUCCAGGACUUCCACAUGUCCCAGUACCUGAGCCUCCUGGACGUUCACGGGCGUUUGAACCUGGUGGGCCUGCCCGCCGACACCGUCAAGGUGUCCACCUUCGAUUUCAUCGAGAACAGCUGCUUCCUGGGAGCCACCAACGUCGCCAGCCGGCGCGAGGUACUCGAAAUGCUAGAAGUUGCGGCUGCCAAGGGCGUCAGGUCGUGGGUGAAGGAGAUCCCCAUAUCCACUCAAGGCAUUCAGAAAGCCAUAGCGCAGAUAGAGGAUGGUAGCGUCCGCUACCGGUCGUGCCUGGUUGCAUACGAUGAAGCAUUUGAAGGCUAA
Messenger RNA from Diaporthe batatas, 1053 nucleotides. RefSeq lists its product as uncharacterized. Bases 1 to 1053 code for a protein of 350 amino acids. Gene Ontology annotation, biological process: alcohol metabolic process. Gene Ontology annotation, molecular function: alcohol dehydrogenase (NADP+) activity. NCBI's taxonomy places the organism in Eukaryota, Fungi, Ascomycota, Sordariomycetes, Diaporthales, Diaporthaceae. The transcript is spliced from 3 exons. The record is from RefSeq and is a predicted model, not a curated record.